Molecule: messenger RNA, 2286 nt
Organism: Durusdinium trenchii
Lineage: Eukaryota; Dinophyceae; Suessiales; Symbiodiniaceae
Source: the annotation of a GenBank genome assembly
AUGGCACUUCCAGCUGGUCAAAAAAACGACGCACUGUUCCAUGUCCUCUUCAGGAGAGUGCUCGUGCUCAGUUUCCUGGCGACGGUGGUGGCAAAGGAUGAGGAGAAGAAGAUCGACGGUCCAGUGAUUGGCAUUGACUUAGGCACCACCUACAGCUGCGUGGGCAUUUACAAGAACGGCCGAGUGGAGAUCAUCCCCAAUGACCAGGGCAAUCGCAUCACUCCCUCCUACGUGGCCUUCACCGAUGACGAGCGCCUCAUCGGCGAGGCCGCCAAGAACCAGGCGACCAUCAACCCCACUCAGACCUUGUUCGAUGUGAAGCGCUUGAUCGGGCGGCGCUUCAAGGAUUCCACGGUGCAGAAGGACAUCAAGCUCCUGCCUUAUGCCAUCGUCGACAAGGGCAGCAAGCCCAUGAUUAGCGUGAAGGUCAAGGGCGAGGAGAAAGUGAUGGCUCCUGAGGAGGUGUCGUCCAUGGUUUUGACGAAGAUGAAGGAGACCGCCGAGAACUACUUGGGCAAGGAAGUGAAGCAUGCCGUGGUGACCGUGCCGGCAUACUUCAACGAUGCGCAGCGACAGUCGACCAAGGAUGCUGGAACCAUUUCCGGCAUGAAUGUCUUGCGCAUCAUCAACGAGCCGACCGCGGCGGCCAUCGCCUAUGGAUUGGACAAGAAGACUGAGAAGAACAUCUUGGUCUACGACUUGGGCGGUGGCACCUUCGAUGUCUCGCUGCUGACCAUCGACAACGGCGUCUUCGAGGUCGUGGCCACCAACGGCGACACCCACUUGGGCGGUGAGGACUUCGAUCAGCGUGUGAUGCAGCACUUCAUGAAGAUCUUCCAGAAGAAGCACGGCAAGGACAUGUCCAAGGAUAAGCGCUCCAUCCAGAAGCUUCGACGUGAGGUGGAGAAGACCAAGCGAGCUUUGAGCUCCACCCAUCAGGCACGCCUGGAGAUCGAGGCGUUGUACGAUGGCACCGACUUCUCCGAGACCUUGACCCGCGCGCGCUUCGAGGAGCUCAACGCGGAUCUCUUCAAGAACACCUUGGGCCCAGUGAAGCAGGUGUUGGAGGAUUCCGGCCUCAAGAAGAACCAGGUCGAUGAGAUUGUGCUCGUGGGCGGUUCCACUCGAAUUCCCAAGGUGCAGCAGCUCAUCAAGGAUUUCUUCAACGGCAAGGAGCCCAACCGUGGCAUUAACCCUGAUGAGGCUGUGGCCUACGGUGCUGCCGUGCAGGCGGGCAUCUUGAGCGGCGAGGGCGGUCAGGAUUUGCUGCUCUUGGACGUAACGCCCUUGACCUUGGGCAUCGAGACCGUGGGCGGCGUCAUGACCAAGCUGAUCUCCCGAAACACGGUGAUCCCCACCAAGAAGUCGCAGAUCUUCUCCACCUACCAGGACAACCAGCCGGCCGUGAACAUCCAGGUCUACGAGGGCGAGCGACCCAUGACCAAGGACAACCACUUGCUGGGCAAGUUCGAGUUGGGCGGUAUCCCUCCUGCUCCUCGUGGUCAGCCGCAGAUCGAGGUGACCUUUGAGAUCGACAGCAAUGGCAUUUUGAACGUGGGGGCCGAGGACAAGGGCACCGGCAAGAGCGAGAAGAUCACCAUCACCAACGACAAGGGCCGUCUCACCGAGGAGCAGAUCGAGAAGAUGAUCCGAGAAGCCGAGGAGUUCGCCGAUGAGGACAAGAAGGUGAAGGAGCGCGUGGACGCGAAGAACGCCUUCGACGGCUACGUCCAUUCCAUGCGCUCGGCCACCGAAGGCUCCGGCGACAACAAGGGCUUGAGCGAGAAGAUGGACUCGGAUGAGAAGGAGAAGAUUCUGGAUGCCUUGAAGGAUGGCCAGUCCUGGUUAGAUUCCAACCCGGAGGCUGAUGCCGAGGAGAUCAAGGAGAAACACAAGGAGAUCGAAGGCAUUUGCGCUCCCAUCGUCUCCAAGUACUACGGCGGAGGCGCCUACAUGCCACCCCUGAAUGUGGGUGGCGGCUCCUAUGUGCCGCCCGUGGGUGCGGGAGGUCCUCCUGGAGGCUCCUAUGUGCCUCCACCAGAUCUGCUGCAGGCCAGUGGAGGAGGCUCCUAUGUGCCACCACCGAAUCUGGGUGGAGGCGGAGGUUCCUAUGUGCCUCCGGUGCAAAUGCCCACAGUGAUGCAGCCCCAGGUGCCGAGCUAUGCCACGAUGCCUGGCAUGGCGGCUCCGCCCACCACCUACGGGCCUGUCCCUUCGGCGUACUCACCGGGGACCAACUAUCCGCCCACAACGGUAAGCGAACCGACCACUUGGGCCGAACGCUGA